Messenger RNA from Lampris incognitus (smalleye Pacific opah), 1793 nucleotides. RefSeq names its product lactase-like b (gene lctlb). The record is from RefSeq and is a predicted model, not a curated record. Gene Ontology annotation, molecular function: beta-glucosidase activity. Bases 26 to 1783 code for a protein of 585 amino acids. Gene Ontology annotation, biological process: carbohydrate metabolic process. The transcript is spliced from 14 exons. Lineage: Eukaryota; Metazoa; Chordata; Actinopteri; Lampriformes; Lampridae.
ACUGUGCUGCAGGCUCAGAAAUACCAUGCUGUCCCGCUGUGCGGUCAGGGUGUGCCAUGUGCUUAUGUUGGUGCUGUGUCUGUCUGCGGCUGAGGACUUCGACUGGACAAAGAACGACCGCGGCUCCUUCUAUUAUGGCACUUUUCCAGCUGGAUUUUCGUGGGGUGCCGGCAGUUCAGCCUAUCAAACAGAAGGAGCCUGGGACAAAGAUGGAAAAGGACUGAGCAUCUGGGAUGUGUUCAGCCACAAGAAAGGCAAAAUCCUGCGUAAUGACACCGGAGACUCCUCUUGUGAGGGCUACUACAAAACCAAGGAAGAUAUCUCUCUGAUGAAAGAGUUGAAGCUAAACCACUACCGCUUUUCUAUCUCCUGGCCCAGGCUCAUUCCAACUGGGAUCAAGUCUGACCAUGUAAAUGAAAAAGGGAUCAAGUAUUAUGAUGACCUGAUUGACCACCUGCUAGAGAACAAGAUCACUCCCAUUGUCACUCUGUAUCACUGGGAUCUUCCACAGGUCUUGCAGGAAAAAUACGGCGGAUGGCAAAAUAUUAGCAUGGUCAAUUAUUUUAAUGAAUAUGCUAACCUCUGCUUUGAAAGAUUUGGGAAUCGAGUAAAAUACUGGAUCACUUUCAACAAUCCAUGGUCGGUGGCUGUCGAAGGCUACGAGACGGGUGAGCAUGCUCCUGGACUGAAACUGAGAGGAACUGGGGCCUACCGGGUAGCUCAUCACAUUAUCAAGGCACAUGCUAAAGUUUGGCAUACGUACGACACACAGUGGAGGGGGAAACAAAAAGGUCUGAUUGGCAUCUCUCUGUCCGGGGACUGGGGAGAGCCGGUGGACAUUAGCAACCAAAAGGAUGUUGAAGCAGCUGAGAGAUAUGUCCAAUUCUAUAUGGGGUGGUUUGCCACACCCAUCUUUCAUGGGGACUACCCUCAAGUGAUGAAAGACUUCAUUGGCAAAAAGAGUGCGCAGCAGGGCCUGGGAUCCUCUCGCCUGCCCACUUUCUCCUCCCAAGAGAAGAGUUACAUCAAGGGCACCUGUGACUUCCUUGGCAUUGGCCAUUUCACCACCCGCUACAUCACCCAAAAGAAUUACCCAUCAGGCCGCGGCGGUAGCAGCUACUUCACCGACCGAGACCUGGCUGAGCUGGUUGAUCCUCGCUGGCCAGACCCUGGGUCCGAGUGGCUCUACUCUGUACCUUGGGGAUUCAGACGCCUGCUCAACUUUGUCAAGACUCAGUACGGGAACCCAAUGAUGUACGUGACGGAGAACGGGGUGUCCGAGAAGCUGUUAUGCACAGAGCUGUGCGAUGAUUGGAGAAUACAGUAUUAUAAAGACUACAUCAAUGAGAUGCUUAAAGCAAUAAAAGAUGGAGUCAACGUAAGGGGCUACACCGCCUGGUCUUUGCUGGACAAGUUUGAGUGGGACGAGGGCUAUUCAGAACGGUUCGGCCUGUACUACGUGGACUUCAGAAACAAGAACAAACCUCGCUACCCCAAAGCGUCUGUCCAGUUCUACAAACGCAUUAUCAGCUCCAACGGUUUCCCCAGUCAGAAAGAGGUUGAGAACUGGAGGAGAAAGGCCACGGAAACCUGCUCAUCCAGCAACCAGCUCUUAGCUGCAGAGGAACAGCGGAGCACUGCUGCCAAUAUUCUAAGACUUAUUCAUGACCCCUUGACCAGCCACAUGGAGAUGGUAACUGAGAUUGUUGUUCCGACCGUGUGCACUCUUUGUAUUUUACUGAGUGCCAUCUUCCUUAUGUUCCUGCUGCGAAGGCGAAACUAGAAAAUGACAG